Molecule: messenger RNA, 2364 nt
Organism: Histoplasma capsulatum G186AR
Lineage: Eukaryota; Fungi; Ascomycota; Eurotiomycetes; Onygenales; Ajellomycetaceae
Product: C6 zinc finger domain-containing protein
Exons: 3
Coding region: 1-2364 (787 amino acids)
Biological process (GO): regulation of transcription by RNA polymerase II; DNA-templated transcription
Cellular component (GO): nucleus
Molecular function (GO): DNA-binding transcription activator activity, RNA polymerase II-specific; RNA polymerase II cis-regulatory region sequence-specific DNA binding; zinc ion binding
Source: RefSeq, a predicted model, not a curated record
AUGGAUGAUACGGAUCUUCUGUCAUACAACGGCGAUGCCGUACCACGUAAACGACGUCGGCCGGCGUUGGCGUGCGACCAAUGUCGUCGCCGGAAGGUCAAAUGCGACCAAAAAAUGCCGUGCGAUCAAUGCCAACGAUCCAAGAAUCUCUCGAUUCAUGCAUGUUCCUAUGCUCAUGUCCAUGCCGCUGUUGGCUCCUCUUCAACAGGGCCUCAUGCUAGCCUACAACCACAGCAACAAUCACAACUCUCCUCAGCUCCCCCAGCUCCCAUUAUUCCUAUCCCUCAGGUAACCCAACGUGAGAAUUGCGCGGCAUAUCCAUCGCCUUCUACGGCAAAUGUUUCUGGCUCGAGUCCACAUGUAGAUGACCAAGGAAGCGAUAUCGCCGGAUCUACUCGCAAUGCCAACCGGGACCAUCAAUCUGCGGCGACGAUUCAGGCGCUCGUGGAUAGGGUCCGCCUCUUGGAGAAGAAACUUUCAGAGUCUACGAGCACGAACUCUAUUUCUAGCUUUCCUCCACCCCGCCGCGGACCGCUAGAGGUGUUGGAUGAUCCUCAAGGUUUGCCUGCUCCCCAUCGACUUGAAGUAGAUAAUAACUCUGAGAUAUCCAGAAUGAUGGUUCGAUGUAAGACGCUGGCAAGAGCUGCAAAAAUCAGACGUCCAAUACGCCAGCUAGAUUAUCCGGACUUGAAAGACCUUGUUCCUCCACGUGAGACGGCGGACGAGCUUGUCACGGGCUAUCUUCGUACCUUUGAGUCUGUUCAUCGAAUUUUACACGUGCCCACUUUCCAGCAGGAAUAUCUUCAAUUCUGGAAUAGCCCUCAGUCUGCGAGUCAGUCUUUUGUGGUGCGCCUGCUCCUUGUAAUGGCCAUAGGCACUUGCUUCUGUCAAAGGCCCGAAGGUUCCAUUGCGCCUCGGACAACGGCAGCGCCAUGGAUCUAUGCGGCUCAGGCAUGGUUGGGGGCUCCAUCUGAGAAAUCUCGCGUCAAUAUCGCUGCCGUCCAGGUACACUGCCUUCUACUUCUAGCCCGCCAGAAUUGCGCGAUUGAUGGCGACCUAGCUUGGAUAUCGGCUGGCUCUCUACUGCGGGUAGCAAUGUAUGUUGGCCUACAUCGAGAUCCGCAAUAUCUUCCGAAGAUGCCAGUCUUUCAGGCGGAGCUACGGAGAAGACUCUGGGCUACGAUUCUGGAGAUUUUGCUCCAGUCAAGCAUGGAUGCAGGCGGGUCGCCUCUAGUUUCGCUUGAUGAUUAUGACUGCGAGCCGCCCUCCAAUAUCAACGAUCAGGAUAUGAGCCCUGAUGGGUCCACAACCGUUCCCUACGUGACGGAGGGAUUCACCAACACCAGCGUCCAAAUCGCUCUCAUAAAGUCUUUCCCAAUCAGACUCCAGAUAGCAAAAGCACUGAACGAUGUAUGCUCGGAACCUUCGUAUGAUGAAGUGCUAAGACUCAGCAGUGAGCUUAUCGCCAUCCACCGUGAUAAUUCGCAUCACCUUUUUAACACAGCCCACCCCUCUCAAGACGGAGCCACACAGCCCUCUGUCUUCCAAGUCCAAUCCGUCUCUAUUCUCACCAAUAGAUUCUUGCUUGCUCUCCACCACCCCUUCGCUGUAAAAGCAAAAACAGACCCAAAAUACUACUUCUCCCGUAAGAUAUGCAUGGAUGCCGCGCUCCACAUCCUUUCUCCAAAUAACCGCACGGACAAUGAGGAAGAUGAUGCGAAUGCCACUGUCAAUUCCAAUACCAAUACGCGCCCCUACGACAAUGACUUUGAGUGCCUAAAGCUCCACGCCGGAGGACUCAUCCGCAGCUCCAUCAUGUACGCACAAUUCGCCAUUUCCCUCGAACUCAUUUACCAACUCCAGGAAGACCGGCCAGCGCCUUUCCCGUCAAACACGUUUCCACUCUCCUCCCCAUCGUCGUUGGCCACCCAAACAUGGCGAAGAGAGCUGCACGCCGCGACGCAGAAUUACAUGCGACUCACGAUGCGCCGGAUCCAGACGGGCGAAACGAAUGUGAAGGGAUAUAUAUUCUCCUCUUGUAUCUUGGCACAGAUCAAGGCAAUGGAGGCAGGCGCGUCAGAGGUCAAUGCGUACAUUAUGGAGGCGGCGAAAGAGGCAGUGGAACAGUGUCAUACUUGGCUAAAGGAGCGAGCAAAGCUGCAGGGACGAAGUGAAGCUGAGAUGAAGGACGAUGAAGGUAAUAGUUUAAAUACGUACAACAAUAAUAAUAGUAUAUAUGGCGAUGGCGGUGGUAGCAGUGACAACGAAAGCCAGAGGAUCGAAUGGGUUGAUUUGGACUCACAGUUCCUCUUGGACAUCCCCGAUUCGUGGUUAUUUCCAGCCUUCCCCUCGGGGGAUCUGUAA